AUGGGAAAGGAGCGACGCAAAUCCAGGAGUCGAAGCAGAAAGCUGAGUUCACCCGAGGACACGGAUCUAUCUCCAGAGUCAAGGUUGCAGCUGCUUGAGGUGGAAAAUGCGACAUUGAAGGCAGAGAACCGCGAGCUGCGAAAGAAGCUUGUGGAGGCUUUGCGUCAAGGUGGAAAUGGGGCCCGCAACAAGCCGGACAAGCAGAAGGAUGACGGUAACAGAGCUGCCCGGGCGACAGAGGAGGAUAAGCGAUCCGCGCGGGAGGAACCUGUCGCAGCAUCAGACACCAAUGCGGUUCUUCUCGUCAACGCCCAGAUGGAGGCUUACAACGAGCCUAUCCCCAACAACAUUCCACCGGAGAAGCGGCUGCCAAUGGUGGAGAAGAAACUGAUGCGGUUCAUGGUCCAGUUUGAUGACAAGGUGCAGAUCCUUGACCUCAAAUCGGGACAGACGAUCAUCAAGGAUCGCAACCUCUUCAUCAAGAGGUACACUUGUGUCUUCAGGGAGUCCGGCUCGAAGCUUCAGGGGUCCUGCUUGAAGCGGUUCUACUUCGAUUCAUCAGGUCCAACGUAUUGCGUUGACUACGAGAUGCAUGAGAGCCUGGUAACGGCCAUGCCUGGCACACCCCCUGAUGGCAAGCUGGGUGUACGUGAGCCACGAACAGAACACUUGAUUGUCCUGUACGAGGAGAAGGGUGGGAAGCUAACGCGCAUGUGGUUGAGGCCUGAUAGCGAAAAAUUGGGCAGCGACCCCUAUGCCGGUGAGGACAUCCUAGCAUCCAGCGAGGCAUACAAGCAAUUUGAGGCAAAAUUGAAAGAAGUCACGGGCGGCAAACUGGGAGAGCGCAUCUUCCACAACUACCACGACAUCCCGAGUGUUGGCUGA
Symbiodinium sp. CCMP2592 is the source of this 885-nucleotide messenger RNA. Lineage: Eukaryota; Dinophyceae; Suessiales; Symbiodiniaceae. The record is from the annotation of a GenBank genome assembly.